This is a messenger RNA of Peromyscus eremicus (cactus mouse), 1049 nucleotides long. RefSeq names its product hes family bHLH transcription factor 7 (gene Hes7). Gene Ontology annotation, molecular function: protein dimerization activity; DNA-binding transcription factor activity, RNA polymerase II-specific; RNA polymerase II cis-regulatory region sequence-specific DNA binding. Gene Ontology annotation, cellular component: nucleus. Gene Ontology annotation, biological process: anterior/posterior pattern specification; regulation of neurogenesis; regulation of transcription by RNA polymerase II. The transcript has 4 exons. The record is from RefSeq and is a predicted model, not a curated record. The coding region runs from base 357 to 1049 and encodes 230 amino acids. Lineage: Eukaryota; Metazoa; Chordata; Mammalia; Rodentia; Cricetidae.
CCUCUAGGAGACCCCCAAAUCUCAUGUCCAAGCGAGUUGUGUCCCAAUUCACUUAAACUCCCUCCCCCGAAGAGUCCCCUCCCUUCAGUGGGGUCCCGCCUUCUUAUACAGCCCUAGGGUCCUUAAACCAGCCUGUGGCCCCUUCCUUCCCUCGCUUCCCACACUUGGGGCCAGUUCCUCUCCUUCCCCUCCCCCCUCAGUCCCCGCCUUUCCGGGAGCCUCGUGCCAGGGUCUUUGCCCUAGGCAUCCAGGAGCUGGAGGGGGCGGGUCCGGGUCCCCUCCCUCCUACCCUGCAGAGGAGGGGUAUAAAGAUCUAGGGAGCACGCGCUGUGUCCACCGCAGGGUCCGGAGGCGCAAUGGUCACUCGGGAUCGAGCUGAGAAUAGGGACGGCCCCAAGAUGCUGAAGCCGCUGGUGGAGAAGCGGCGCCGGGACCGCAUCAACCGCAGCCUGGAAGAGCUGAGGCUGCUACUGCUGGAGAGGACCAGGGACCAGAACCUCCGGAACCCGAAGCUGGAGAAAGCGGAGAUCCUGGAGUUCGCCGUGGGCUACUUGAGGGAGCGCAGCCGGGUGGAGCCCCCGGCGCCGGCUGCACCAGGGGCUCCCCGGUCCCCAGGCCAGGACGCCGAGGCGCUCGCCAGCUGCUACCUGUCGGGUUUCCGCGAGUGCCUGCUUCGCCUGGCGGCCUUUGCGCACGACGCCAGCCCGGCCGCCCGCUCCCAGCUCUUCUCCGCGCUGCACGGCUACCGGCGCCCCAAACCGCCCCGGCCCGAGGCCGUCGAGCCCGGGCUCCCAGCGCCGCGCCCACCGCUGGACCCCGCUUCGCCCAUCCUCGGCCCCGCGCGGCACCAGCGCCCCCCCGCGCACCAGGGCCCCCCUAGCCCCCGCUGCGCUUGGUCCCCGUCCCGCUGCUCCCCUCGCGCCGGGGAUUCCGGCGCGCCGGCGCCCCUCACCGGACUGCUGCCGCCGCCGCCGCCGCCUUACAGACAAGACGGGGCGCCCAAGGCCCCGCCGCUCCCACCGCCCGCCUUUUGGAGACCUUGGCCCUGA